This is a messenger RNA of Aspergillus affinis, 999 nucleotides long. RefSeq names its product fungal specific transcription factor domain-containing protein. The transcript is spliced from 4 exons. Lineage: Eukaryota; Fungi; Ascomycota; Eurotiomycetes; Eurotiales; Aspergillaceae. The record is from RefSeq and is a predicted model, not a curated record. The coding region runs from base 1 to 999 and encodes 332 amino acids.
AUGCGACCAAGGCUUUUUGCUUUCUUCCCGAUGCUGUUCCAAGUAACUACCGCAAAACAGAAGCCAAAGCAUUCCAACACACUAUGCCUUCUUUCACGUCCGAUUCCGACACUAAAGGAUAGUUCCGUUGUUCUGACAGACCAAUGGGCCGUGGCUCCCUUGACGAACGUUGACUUCGUCAUUGACAACAUAUUCUGCCCCAGUGAAGAGACAAAUCGACGAGAGCGAUCCGACCAAGAACCGUGCGUGUUCUGUCACAAUGGGUAUGACUUCAAAUUUCUCGCAAAUCUAACCGUUAUUGCCGAAAACGUUUAUCGGACUUUCUAUACACUAAAAGCCACUCAGACCAUUGGAUCCGACUUCAAUGCAUCUCUGCAGGCUGCGGAGCCUCUCAUCCAGAGACUGGAACAGUGGCACGACAGCCUUCCUCUACACCUUCGCACUGAUGAACCCCGACAAACGGGCACGCUACAAAGCUCCUUCCACUCGACCUCGGGGGCUCACCUUCGGCUUGCCUCCCUGACUCUGGGAAUACUGCUGUACCGCGCUGUGUUCCGACCACUUUCCAUGCCCAGUCCAGGAACCCCUACGUCACAAGAUAUAGGAUCUAUGACCCGGUUCAAUCGACUGAACGACAGUCGUGCUACCGGAUUAAAACUCGCCACCACGGCCUGGAUCAACCGUGUGCUGUCUUAUUGUGAAGGCCUCACAGCGCGUGAUCAAAACAGCUUGUGGUUCUCCUGGUCCCACAUAUGCUUCGCGACAAUAACCAAUUUUAUCAUAUUUCGACUCCUUCACUCGAGGCACAUGAUGCCUUUGACGCGUCGCUGGGCCGAGAUCCUUCGUGACCAGUCCGUGUCGUUUUCGCAGACGCGAUUCGGCCUCCUACGUCUCGACACGAUGUUCAUCUCAGGUUUCGAAAACGUCUUCCACUGCGGAAAGUUUUUGACAGAUGUUUUGCAUGAAAAUGUCAAGAACGCAGGACCCCAACCGACAUGA